Messenger RNA from Colletotrichum navitas, 264 nucleotides. RefSeq lists its product as uncharacterized. The record is from RefSeq and is a predicted model, not a curated record. The transcript has a single exon. The annotation marks the transcript as partial. Lineage: Eukaryota; Fungi; Ascomycota; Sordariomycetes; Glomerellales; Glomerellaceae.
GGUAGGGGGGUAGGUAGGUAGUUUACGUAUGUCGGUAGUCUACCUGCCCUACUUAGGUAGUUUACAUAGCUACCUACCUAGGGAGGUUUUCAUCUCUGAACCGGGUGCCCCCGCUUCUGGAGCUGCAGAGCUUGCAGUUGGUGUUUGUAGCAAGACAUGCAUACCACAUGCUAUGUAUUUGUCGCGUAAUGCUGGCCGGGAGAAUACGUCAGCCUGUCGAUUGCACCACGGCGGCCAGCCAACCAGCCAAACAUGCCGCAGUCA